GGAAGUUCCACUCUCCGUUGUUCGGAAAUGAUAAGAACUUAAUUUUUCAAUUUGAUAAAUAAUAAAUGGAAUUUAGUAGCACUAAGAAUUAAGGCAUUCAAGUACAGAAUUUGAUAAAACUGUCCAAGAUCAAUUAGUGUCAGUGUCCUCGAAAAAUAUUAAAAACUGACGGGGUUAAAAAAGUGCUAAAGUUUUGUGUUCGUUUUUUUUUGGUGUAAUAUUAUAGUGAAAACUUAUGAGCGCGUUUGGGAUAAAUGGUGAAUAGUUUUAGUUUGGUUUUCAAAGAGAGGAUAAGGCUGAGUUAUUAAUUUUUAUAGUUUGGAGUGGCCAACUAAGAGAUAGCCAUGUGGUGGCAGAUAGCUCCCCUAUGGCUUUUAUUAGUUGUAAAAAUUAUUUUUUUAGCACAAACAAAUGCCCAAUAUCAACAAUACCCUGGUCAAAGGCAAAGAUUCAGACAACCAGGUCCCUACGAACCAAGAAGGCCACAUCCCUGCGAAAAAAGCUCAUGUUAUCCUGCAACCGGUAAUUUACUUAUCGGAAGGGAGAAUCAGUUGUACGCAUCUUCCACAUGUGGGUUACACAAACAAGAAAGAUACUGCAUUGUAUCUCAUUUAGAAGACCAAAAGGAAAAGUGUUUCUGGUGCGACUCUAGCUCUGGCGAGAAAUCGAACUUGAUCAAAAGCCAUAAUGUUAGUAAUAUUGUGUACAAAAUGUACCCAGGGACUUUGCAUAAAACCUGGUGGCAGUCUCAAAACGGCAAAGAAAACGUGCACAUUCAGCUGGAUUUGGAGGCUGAAUUCCACUUCACCCACACGAUGAUUACGUUCAAAACUUCUAGGCCUGCAGCUAUGCUAAUCGAAAGAUCUUAUGAUUUUGGGAAAACGUGGCACGUUUACAGAUAUUUCGCGCACAAUUGUACGGAAAGUUUUCCAGGCAUAAAACAGGGUCACCCUGCAAACCUUACAGAUGUUGUUUGCGAAUCUCGUUACUCAGGAAUUGAUCCUUUAACUGAUGGCGAGGUUAUCUACAGAGUGCUGCCACCUACGCCGGCCAUAUUAAAUCCGUACUCUGAAUUGGUGCAGAAGUUACUUAAAAUGACCAACUUGCGUAUUAAUUUUACAAGAUUACACACGCUCGGUGACGAUUUAUUGGAUAGGCGUGAAGAAAUCCAGGAAAAAUAUUAUUAUGCCAUCUAUGAUAUGGUUGUAAGAGGCUCUUGUUCCUGUUACGGGCAUGCUAAUAGGUGCCUACCUCUACCUGGUAUAGAACCCAAACCAGAUAUGGUACACGGCAGAUGCGAGUGUACGCAUAACACUAAAGGAAGGAAUUGUGAACAAUGUGAAGACUUCUUCAACGAUCUACCUUGGAGGCCUGCGAUUGGGCAGCAAACCAACGCCUGUAAAAAGUGUAAUUGUAACAACCACGCGACUAGUUGUCACUAUGAUGCAGCGUUAUUCGAAGCCACUAAACAAGUAAGUGGAGGAGUUUGUGAUGGGUGCCAGCACAACACAAUGGGGCCAAAUUGUGGCACCUGCAAACCUUUCUACUACAAAGAUCCUCUAAAAGACAUACAAGAUCCUGAAGUUUGUAAAGAAUGCGACUGUGAUCCUCGUGGUUCCCUGGAGGGCGGCAUUUGCGACUCCGUGACCGAUCCAGAAAACGGCGUGGAAGCCGGACGCUGCCAUUGCAAGACCAACGUGGACGGCAGACGUUGCGAUCAAUGUACAAACGGUUUUUGGAAUUUCACCGAGUCUAAUCCGGAUGGUUGCCAGAAGUGCGAUUGCGACCUUUUCGGUACCGUUGACAAUCAGGGUUGUAACGUCGACUAUGGUACCUGUACUUGUAAGCGUUACGUAACCGGGCGUAAUUGUAACCAAUGCUUGCCUGAGUAUUGGGGAUUGUCCGAGGAAGAUUACGGAUGUAAGCCUUGCGACUGCGAUCCUGGCGGUUCCUUCGACAAUCACUGCGAUGUCAUUACUGGACAGUGUAAGUGUAGGGAUAACAUGACUGGAAGAAACUGCGAUACGCCUUCACAGCAAUAUUUCACUGUAAGUUUGGACUAUCAAACAUACGAGGCUGAAUACGCCCAUUCCAGCGGUCAGGUUGUAAUUCGGGAACCUUACAGAGAUGGCAGGGAGGAUAGCUGGACUGGUUCGGGUGUCGUUAAAGCCACUGAAGGGCAAUACUUACAGUUUACGGUCGAUAACAUUCAGACCUCAGCUGAUUACGAUAUUCUUAUCAGAUACGAACCAACUUUGCCCGGCGCUUGGGAGGAUAUUGAUGUAAGGAUUCAAAGGCCUGACAAUAUCGAUCCACAUGGUCCUUGUGCCGACUAUAACCCUCAAUACGAUUACAAGAGGGUUGCUCUAGUGUCAGAUAGAAGAUCUGUUAAAGUGGUACCAUCUUCCUGUUUUGAGGCUGGAAAAACCUACACUGUGACGCUGGAAUUCAAGAGAUACAACUUUGACAAAGAAUCACCGUCGGCUUCUGUACUUAUCGAUUCCAUAGUUUUAAUACCAACAAUUCAUAAACUACCUAUUUUCCAUGGUUCUGCGGCUGCAGAUGCCAGGUUGGAUAACUACACCAGGUAUAACUGCGAACAAUAUAUUUAUGAGAUUGGGAGGAAUGACAUACCGGACAUUUGCCGAAAAUACCACGCCAGUAUUGGAGCGUAUAUUCUCAACGGAGCAGCUUCUUGCCAAUGUGACCCGACGGGGUCUGUUAGUAAAAUUUGCGAAUCUAACGGAGGUCUUUGUACUUGUAAAACAAACGUUAUUGGUAGGAGGUGCGAUCAAUGUGCACCAGGCACCUACGGAUUCGGCCCAGAAGGAUGCAAAGCUUGCGAUUGCAACAGUAUAGGCUCCCUUAAUAACUUCUGCAACGCCACCACGGGUCAAUGUAAAUGCAGGGCGAAUACCUAUGGUAGAGAGUGUGACCAAUGUAGAACUGGGUUCUGGAACUUCCCUAAUUGCCAGAGAUGCGACUGUAACGGGCAUGCCGAUAUAUGCGAUUCCAAAACGGGGGCUUGUACGAGUUGUAGAGAUAACACUGAGGGUCACUAUUGUGAAAGAUGCAUUCAGACCUUCUAUGGAGAUCCUAGAAUUGGUGUGGAUAUACCUUGUAGAGCCUGCCCUUGCCCCGGCCUACCUGGCACCAACCAUUCCUACGCUGAAAGCUGCACUUUAGAUACAAACACAAAGGGAGUAAUGUGUGAAUGUAGAGAAGGCUAUUCGGGCUUCCAAUGCGAUGUCUGCUCGGAUAAUUACUUUGGCAACCCUGAAGUACCCGGUGGCUCGUGCGAAAAAUGCGACUGCAACAAAAAAAUCGAUCUGUUCGUUCCUGGAAACUGCGAUCCACACUCGGGAGUUUGCAAAAAAUGCCUGGACUUCACUGCUGGCGAUCACUGCGAAGUCUGCAAACCCGAUUACUUCCGAACAGCACCCGAGCAAUUGUGCCAACCAUGCGACUGUUAUUUCCUUGGCACCAAUCAAACAGCAGGGUCCUGUGAAGCUGAAGGUGGCCAAUGUCAUUGCUACCCGAAUGUUACCGGCUCGAGUUGCGAGAGAUGCGCUCCUUUGCACUGGAAAAUAGCCAGCGGCGAAGGUUGCGAGGCCUGCGAUUGCGAUCCACAGGGUUCCCUGGAUUUACAAUGUCACGAGUUCAAUGGCCAAUGUGCAUGCAAAGAGGGUUUCGGCGGAAGACAGUGUAACCAAUGCGAGGCCAACUUUUGGGGUGACCCGAAAGUCGAAUGCAAAAGAUGUCAAUGCGAUUCGAUUGGUUCCAAAACGUCGCAAUGUGAUAUGGAUACGGGUGCCUGUGUUUGCUUGUCUGGCAUUGGCGGAUAUCGUUGCGAUAAAUGCGCCAGAGGUUUUAUCGGCAACUCGCCGCACUGCCAGCCUUGCGGCGAAUGCUUCGAUAACUGGGAUAGAAUUUUACAAGAAACCAAAAAUAAUACUCUCGAUAUCAUUGAACGUGCCGGAGAUAUUAAAAAGGUCGGUGCUACUGGAGCUUACACUAAAGAAUUCGAUGAUAUGCAGGCUCAACUGGAUGAAAUUGAAGGAUUAUUAAAUAAUAUUAAAGAUGCCAAGAUUGACGAUUUGGAAAAAGAAUUACAGGAGUUGAGAAACCAGAUUAACGAGACUGAAAACGGACGGUUGAAAGAAGUCGAGGGAAUAUUGGAUGACACCCAAGAAAAUCUUUACCUUACCGAGUUAAACGUUAAAAAUCUAAACGCCAGCAUUAUUGACCUUAAAAAGAAAACCAAGGAACUGGAAGAAAAUGGUACAAAACUACAAGAAACCAACGUCAGGGGUGCUUUAACCCUUAUCAAAAAUGCCAAGGAAAAGGCUGACAUUGCCGCUCAUAAAGCCCAACACACAUACGAAACCAUAAAGGACGCCGAUCUUCGUUGUAAAGCCACAGAAAACCACCUGAACUCUACCGAAAAAUCCUAUAAGCAACAACUCGAAACAAACAAAAACACCUUAAUUGGAAUACUCGAUAAAAUAAAAGCCCUCAACAAGGAAAUUCCGGAUUUAAAUAAUCUGGUAUGUGAUGGUCACGGAGAUCCAUGCGAUUCUAUAUGCGGAGGUGCUGGAUGCGGCAGUUGCGGAAAUCUAUUUUCCUGCGAUGAUGGUGCCAAGCAGCUUGCUGAAGCUGCUGUAAGCUUCGCCAAUAGCACUGAAACUACAUUGAAGCAGAAGGAAUCCGAAGCUAACGAGUUCAUACGAAAUGUUUCCUUGGUCAAUACAGAGAAAACCAAGGCUUUAGCCCAAGAUACUUUCGAUAGAAUCAACGCUUCAUCCAGCAUUUCUAAUAAAACUUUAAAUGAAGCUCAUGCGUUACUGAAGAAUAUAAGGGAUUUCUUAGCACAGAAUCAUACCAAACCAGAAGAGAUGAACGCUAUUGUAGAACAAGUUUUGUCUACAAACAUGAAUCACAGCAGAGCUGAAGUCGAGAAGCUAGCCAAACAAAUUAAGGAUGCAGUCGAUAGGUUGACUAAUACAGAUAAAAUAAUAGCGGCCACCAAACACCAUUUGGAGAAGGUCAACCUGCUGAAAGCACAGGCUUUAGAUGCAAAGGAAAAGUCUAAGAAUCUCUUGAAUGGUGCUGAAGAUAUAAAAUCUUCAUUAAACAAAACGAACCAGGCUCAAAAGGAGGCAUCUGAUGCUAUUGAUGCUGCCUGGCAAGAUUAUCAACAAGUUGAAUCCAGAUUACACGAGAUUGGAAAUAAAACUCAAGAGGCAAAAACCACCACUUCAGCAAUUACUACGAACAUUCAAAGGAUGAAGGAACGGCUUAACGACUUGCAGAACAACAUCACAAAUAACGGGAUAUAUGCGGAUAAAAUAAUCAACGAAUCCGCGCAUAUAUUGAAAAACGCCGAAACGACUCAAAAGGAAUUCGACCAAUUAAAAAAGAAGUACGCUGACGCUAAAAACAACCUGCACAAAGAAUUGUCAAGGGUGAAAACUGCGAAGGAGAAAUCAAAAGAAUUAAUAACGAAAGCCUUAAGUUUGGGGGCGAAGGUGACAAAAACUCAGGAGGACAUCGAGAAAUUGGAGAAGACGUCCAAAGACGACGUCCUGAAUCAUUUGCAAAACAAAUUGGAUCGUCUUAUUAAAGAGAUGAACGGCCACACUGAGGAGUUGGAGCGAAAAGUCAACUACUACGAGGAAUGUACAACUGCCUAGAGAUAGAAACUAAUUAUUUUAUUCUUAUAGUGCCAAUGAGCUUGUACAUAUAUUUUUUAUACCUAUGUUGUAGAUCCUAAUAUAUAUUUUUAAUUCGAAAUUAUUUUCCUUGAAUUACUAAUUAAUGUUAAUCACUGCCGAUUUUGUGGGCACUGUAUUUAUUGAUUUUAAGUAUAAAGUAGUUGUUGGUUAAUAAAUUUUCAUCGAAAAGUUUUUUACGUCUGUGAAUAAAAGAUUUCAGCAAAU
Brassicogethes aeneus is the source of this 5939-nucleotide messenger RNA. NCBI's taxonomy places the organism in Eukaryota, Metazoa, Arthropoda, Insecta, Coleoptera, Nitidulidae. The record is from the annotation of a GenBank genome assembly.